AUGUCUUUGUUUCGAUCAGCUUCUGCGACACGCUCCUCUGAUGAGGGUCUGCCAUAUUUCAACGGACCGCGACUUAUUGCGCCGAAUGUCUGGCUAUACUCUGAACCUACACGGCAAAUAUGCGAGGGCUUCGAUGUAGUCAUCAACGUUGCAAGAGAGGUUCUCGAUCCCUUUGUUCCAACCGAACUUCCUAUCCUCUCGACCUCAGGCUCCGAAAGUGGAUCGUCCGAUUUGGGAUGCGCCUGGCGUGGUGAAUACGUGCAUAUACCCUGGGAACACAACACGUCCACUUUGGUUUCGGAAUUACCGUCAUUGAUCGAUCUCAUCAAGACCAGCGCCGAACAGGGAAAGAAGAUGUUGGUACAUUGUCAGUGUGGAGUGAGUCGGAGUGCCACCUUGGUUAUUGCGUAUAUCAUGCGGGAAAAGGACAUGAGCUUGCACGAUGCGUAUGCGUAUGUGAAGGAAAGGUCGCCUUGGAUUGGCCCUAAUAUGGGGUUGAUUUACCAGUUGAGUGAGUGG
Molecule: messenger RNA, 519 nt
Organism: Saitoella complicata NRRL Y-17804
Lineage: Eukaryota; Fungi; Ascomycota; Saitoellomycetes; Saitoellales; Saitoellaceae
Product: DSPc-domain-containing protein
Exons: 1
Biological process (GO): negative regulation of MAPK cascade; protein dephosphorylation
Cellular component (GO): nucleus; cytoplasm; cytosol
Molecular function (GO): protein tyrosine/threonine phosphatase activity; MAP kinase tyrosine/serine/threonine phosphatase activity
Source: RefSeq, a predicted model, not a curated record